Molecule: messenger RNA, 2240 nt
Organism: Epinephelus moara (kelp grouper)
Lineage: Eukaryota; Metazoa; Chordata; Actinopteri; Perciformes; Serranidae
Gene: gp9
Product: glycoprotein IX (platelet)
Exons: 2
Coding region: 164-904 (246 amino acids)
Source: RefSeq, a predicted model, not a curated record
ACACGUCAGUUACAAACAAGGGAGACCUUGAGUUCAGGAGGACUUUUGAAACGUUCUUAAACUCAGAUGCAACAGAGGAACUAGGACAGGGAAUAUAUGUUGAGAUUUUAAGGAUGACUGGCAACACCAGAGGAAACUUCCAAGUUGGUCUGACUCUUAAAGGAUGCCCUCCACUUUAAGCCUAGCUGUCUUCCUUGUCUGGGCCACGUCCAGCACACACACCACUGGUCAGGCCUGCCUAUGUUCGGCCCCACUGCCUGCUGGUCGGCAGGUCAACUGCAGCUUUUUAAACCUGAUGGAGCUGCCUCACCUGCCCCCAGACAUCACAGAGCUCCAUGUGCAGGACAACCAGCUCACCUCAGUGUCUCCAGGUCUGUUUGACAAACUGGUCAGACUGAAAAAGGUCUCUCUAUCUGGGAACCCCUUCCACUGUGACUGCAGGAUCCAGUACCUGAGGAACUGGUUGCUGGGGAACAAGGCUAUUGUGCCCAAGGAGCCCACCUGUGCCAGUCCGAGCUCUGUAGCUCACAAAGCCAUCACUGAACUCAGCAAUGACUUCUUUUCUUCCUGUGCAGCACCGAGCUGUACCAAUGGGACGUUUGACGUCAUAAUGGCAGUGAUGCUGUGCUGCCUCGUUGUUCUGCUUCUGUUGAGCUUGAGAUUAGCCAGAACCUCCACCUUUAUCCUGUACAUAGACGAGAGACAUUCAGGAUUCGAGGCCGACUCUUUGUGCUCGCUGAAGCCCAAACACAGGAAGAGGCUGCUCACCACAGAUUCAGACUUCAGCACCACUUCCCUCCCUUGUACAGAGGAUCUAGAAAAGCCUCUUCUCAACAUGGAGUUACUGCCACAAGUGCUGGAUGUGUUGCACAAGAAGCACAAUAUAAAUAUAAAGGCGACCUGAGGGACCUACUACAGUGGAAUUAGAAAGACUACAAGUGGCAAAAAGGGCAGUAACACGGCCAAGGAUUUCUUUGUUUUUGUUGUUGUUGUUUUUCUAACCACUGUAGCCACAUCUCCUGAGAUGUCUUCUGGGUAACUGCCAUUUUUUCCUACAAUGCAACCUAUUGUUUUCUGGGAAACACAUCAGAUGAUACACAAUCCAACUGAAAAGUGUCUUACAUCUGUGAUAACAUGCUAUAUUUCAGCAUUUUGGGUUUCAGCUCAAGAAAUGUGUUCACUACUGACACAGUAACAUUACAAAAUAUAAGAAUAUUGAGGAUAAUUUUGGAUACUAAUUGUACAGGAAAUGACUGCAACCUAACUGGAAAUGUCCAGAUACUCUGUGCAUGCUGUGUAUUUGUCUCACAACUGGUGUGGCUGUCUCCGAGAGACAGUUUGCAUGUACUCUGGGAGUGUCCAGUGAUUAGACUUUUCCUGGCAGAGUUUCAGAAAGAAGUAAAAACACCCACACGAUUGGUCAUGAUGUGAAAGUUAUUUUAGUCCCCCUAUUAAUCGUAGCCCUUCAAUUGAAACAUACUGCAGAUUGGUUACUCAGGAUGUGUCUUCCUUGUUAAAAAACAAGCAACAUUGUAAUCCCUACAGUAAUCUUACAACAGAUGAAAUUACUGCUUUAAAAGAUCUACAAGCCGACACUUCUAUUAUAAUCAAACCAGCAGAUAAAGGAGGAGCUACUGUUGUUUUGAAUAAGUCUGACUAUGUUGAAGAGUGUUUAAGACAACUUUCUGAUGACACUUUCUACAAGACACUGUCUAGCGAUCCCACACAAUUAUUCAAGGAAUCUGUUUACAACACUCUGGACCAUUUUUUUCAAGUGGGUGAAAUAACCAAAAAAGAACUUGAUUUCCUAAAAAUUGAACAUCCUAUAAUCCCCACUUUCUACACUCUACCUAAGGUCCACAAGAGUUUGAAAAAAACCCCUGGCCGCCCGAUUGUGUCUGGAAUUGGAUCGCUGACGUCAUCCAUCUCACAAUAUGUUGACUUUCACAUCAGACCUCUAGCUGAACAGGCUCCCUCUUACAUCAAAGACACUCAUCACAUGUUAUCUAUUGUUGAUUCUCUAAACCCUCUUCCUGAGGAUGAACUGAUUCUUGCUACUUUUGACGUGUCCUCCCUCUACACCUCUAUCCCUCAUGAUGGAGGCGUUAUGGCCAUGGAACAUUUUCUGUCUAAAAGGGACUGCAGCUCUAUUCCUUCAUUAACUUAUUUAAUUCUCACAUGUAAUUGUUUCAUUUGUCAAGACUCCUGGUUCCUCCAAAACAGAGGUGUAGCUAUGGGAA